AUGAAAUCCUCGAUCUUCAUUGCCGCUUCAGGCGCCAUCCUAGCCGCUGCGAGCCCCAUGCUCGAGCGACGAAGACUGUUUGUCGAGACCGAGGUCGUGGUGCAGUUCGUUACUGUGACGGUAUCCGGUGGAUCGACGAUUGCCGCCAACCAGGCCAAAGUUGUUCCGCCCGCCACUUCCAUUCCUAUCCCCGUGCCGACACCUGCGCCAGUUGUCGUCGCUCCGGCCGCUCCUCUUGCAUCAUCUCCUCCGCCUCCGCCACCCCCGCCGUCGCCAUCGCCAUCUCCGCCUCCGGCACCGGUUGCGCCAGUGGUCGUCAAGCCCUCGCUGUCACCCUCUCCCGCUCCCGCCGCCUCUCCUCAGGUCGCAGCCGCCGCGGCGCCGGCUAAUGACUACCAGGCCAUUGCUCUUCAGAAUCAUAAUGUUCAUCGAUCCAACCAUUCGGCGGGCGACUUGACGUGGGGCGAUAGUUAUGCUGGCUUCGCCCAGCAGCUCGCGUCUAAGUGCGUGUUCAAGCACGACCUUGAAAUCGGCGGAGGCGGUUACGGUCAGAACCUUGCCAUGGUCGCCAGGUCUAACAGCCCAGAGGAAAUUGGCCCUAACAAUGCUGUCGGCCAAGCAGCCUCUAACUUUUGGUACAACGGCGAGUUCAACUCGUUUGUCGAGUACGGUAGCCCGUCACCAAACCAGGAUACCUUCAAAGACUGGGGCCACUUUUCGCAAGUUGUCUGGAAGGGCACUCAACAAGUCGGCUGUGCUUCCCAGUUCUGCCCAGCAGGAACCAUUGUUAAGACGAUGGGUUCCUGGUUCACUGUCUGCAACUAUUUCCCGCAGGGUAAUGUUGGUGGAUCCUUUGACAAGAAUGUGUUGCGUCCACUUGGUCGACCCACUGUCACUUUCCAGGAGUCGUAA
Molecule: messenger RNA, 912 nt
Organism: Lasiosphaeria miniovina
Lineage: Eukaryota; Fungi; Ascomycota; Sordariomycetes; Sordariales; Lasiosphaeriaceae
Product: CAP domain-containing protein
Exons: 3
Coding region: 1-912 (303 amino acids)
Cellular component (GO): extracellular region
Source: RefSeq, a predicted model, not a curated record